CAAAAGAGCCCAGGAUAUUGCAGAGCGCACUGGAGCCCUGGCCAGCGCGCCGCCUGCCCCCGCGCCGCCGGCAAGCUGGGUCUUGGGAAUUCGGCUUUGCUUUGGCGCCUUCGCCCUUACAAACCACUGGAUCUUACAUGCCUCUGGGCCCCCCCUACUUCCACUCCAUGUCCCCAUGCUCCUGCGCCAGCAACAGGACCUGCUCUCUGGAUGUCAGCUGAGUUACUAAGGUUUUUGCAAAAACUCAGACUGUUUUCCAAAGCAGAAGCACUGGAGUCCACAGCAGAAGCGAUGGGCAGUGUGCGGACCAACCGCUACAGCAUUGUGUCUUCGGAAGAAGACGGCAUGAAGCUGGCCACCAUGGCGGUUGCAAAUGGCUUUGGGAACGGGAAGAGCAAGGUCCACACCCGGCAGCAGUGCAGGAGCCGCUUCGUGAAGAAGGACGGGCACUGCAACGUUCAGUUCAUCAACGUGGGGGAGAAGGGACAACGGUACCUCGCGGACAUCUUCACCACGUGCGUGGACAUCCGCUGGCGGUGGAUGCUGGUUAUCUUCUGCCUGGCCUUCGUGCUCUCGUGGCUGUUUUUCGGCUGCGUGUUUUGGUUGAUAGCUCUGCUCCAUGGGGAUCUGGAUGCAACGAAGGAGAGCAAAGCUUGUGUGUCGGAGGUGAAGAGUUUCACGGCCGCCUUCCUCUUCUCCAUUGAGACCCAGACCACCAUAGGCUAUGGUUUCCGGUGCGUCACCGACGAGUGCCCGAUCGCUGUGUUCAUGGUGGUAUUCCAGUCCAUCGUGGGCUGCAUCAUCGAUGCCUUUAUCAUUGGCGCAGUCAUGGCCAAGAUGGCCAAACCCAAGAAGAGAAACGAGACUCUUGUCUUCAGUCACAACGCCGUGAUCGCCAUGAGAGAUGGGAAGCUGUGUCUGAUGUGGCGAGUGGGCAAUCUUCGGAAGAGCCACCUGGUGGAGGCUCAUGUUCGAGCCCAGCUCCUCAAAUCCAGAAUUACUUCGGAAGGGGAGUACAUCCCCCUGGAUCAAAUAGAUAUCAACGUUGGGUUUGACAGUGGGAUUGACCGUAUAUUCCUGGUGUCCCCGAUCACCAUAGUCCAUGAAAUUGAUGAAGACAGUCCUUUCUAUGACUUGAGUAAGCAGGACAUUGACAAUGCAGACUUUGAGAUUGUCGUGAUCCUGGAAGGCAUGGUGGAGGCCACGGCCAUGACCACCCAGUGCCGGAGCUCGUAUCUGGCCAACGAAAUCCUCUGGGGCCACCGCUAUGAGCCUGUCCUCUUUGAGGAAAAACAUUACUACAAAGUGGACUAUUCAAGGUUCCACAAGACUUACGAAGUACCCAACACACCCCUUUGCAGCGCCAGAGACUUAGCAGAAAAGAAAUAUAUCCUCUCCAAUGCAAAUUCAUUUUGCUAUGAAAAUGAAGUUGCCCUCACGAGCAAAGAGGAAGAUGACAGUGACAAUGGUGUUCCAGAAAGCACGAGUACGGACACACCCCCUGACCUAGACCUUCACAACCAGGCAAGCGUACCUCUAGAGCCCAGGCCCUUACGGCGAGAAUCAGAGAUAUGACUGACCGAUUCCUUCUCCGGAAUAGUUAUGUUCAAACACAGUCUGUUGGUCAAAGGCCCCAAACAGUGAUUCAGACAACAGUACUGGCGAAGAGGUGGGUCAAGGCAAGUGGCCACCAGAGACUGAGGCUAGCCUGAUGGUUCCAGAGGCAGACUCUCAGCUCAGAGAUGGACGGAACACACUCAACACGCCUCCCCGUGACCCGACGGCACAGAGACAUGUUGUAGAAUAAGUUAUGGGGUGUUUCUGUGUUGUGUUUUUAUAAGACUUGAACUUGCAGGCAAGCCUUGGUUGGGUAUUUGACUUAUCCAGAAUGCUUCUCUUUAGGGAACAAGAAUGUUUUUAAUGGCAUAACAAAGGCAAGACUCUCUGCCUUAAUCUCGAAAAGCUGCUAACUACAUGAACACAAAUUGUAUUUUUGUUGCAGUGUAGUUUUUCUAUAGUGUAAUUUAAAAGUCAGUAUUGAACUUGGUUGAAAGCUCAUGAUAUGCGCUUCAAAGUGCCAAAACAAGAGCCUGAUUUUUUGAGGCCAGUAAUUUGUUUGCUAGAAUUGAUUUUUUUUUCUCUCUCUCUCUCUCCUCUGGUUACAUAAGGGCAUUAUGUAACGCUAGCCAAAUGGUAGCCCCCGGGUUGGUAUUUUAUUUUUUUUCUUCAUGAUGUUAAUGGGUUAUCUCAAAUUUUAAGUCCGACUACCUAAAAUGAAUACCAAAGAUAAUGCACAUUUUUGCACAGUGGAGCUUAUACUAAAAAGGAAGGGAAGCUCCAGAGCUGCCUUGAAAUCAACGGACAAUGACUUUGAACCUCAGCGAGAACUUGAACUGCCCUCUAGAAAAAUAGGACAUCGUACACAUAGAGUCUAGGGAGUGUAGUGCUUUUAAAAUGUUGUUCUUUUGUGUGAGUUUUGUAUUAAAGGAAGAAGAAGAAAAGGAAAGGGAAGUUCUCACAUAGGACACACACACACACACACACACACGGACACACACACUAAACAUCUUUUCUCUCCUGUGAGGUAGUGCUGGCCAGGCUAAUGCAUAAGGUGAGAGAUGGUGCCAUGCUCUGAGGCUGCUCCAGGUUUCCCCUGUUUGCACAUUCCAAGAUUGAUUCCAUAAAAUAAGACCUUGGUUGAAGGUAGUAGGCAUUCUCAAAACUGAGCCGCCCAACAUGGAAGGCCAAUUAAAUUAAACCCUUGCGGUUAAAUUCCCCUCCCUGACUCCCAGGAUGGUUCCAGAUGGGCUUUGCCCCACCAGCAGCCCCCUGCAUGGUCCCUCCUGACCAGUCUGUGUGGAGUGAGUCCCGCAGCAUCUGAGAGGGCUGCGAAGGCCGAGGCCAACGUGUGGAUGAGCCUCUGCGGAUGUAGCACAUCAGCUCAAGUAUCCAAGAGGGAGCGGAACAUGGCUUUAUAUUAACGGUAGAGGGUAGGGAUGAAAAUGUUUCAGUAUUUUAGGGCCACCAAGAGCCAUACAAAAUAGAACAUGGUCACAAGCAAGGGAGAUAAUUGUCUAAAGCAGUGGUUCUCAACCUUCUGGCCCUUUAAAUACAGUUCCUCAUGUUGUGACCCAACCAUAAAAUUAUUUUCAUUGCUACUUCAUAACUGUAAUGUUGCUACUGUUAUGAAUUGUAAUGUAAAUAUCUGAUAUGCAGGAUGGUCUUAGGCGACCCCUGUGAAAGGGUCGUUCGACCGCCAAAGGGGUCACGACCCACAGGUUGAGAACCACACUCAUGCUUGAGUGUGAGCUGAUUCUUGUUCCCGGUGGAACUGUAGGACACAUGGUUUCCCAGAAGCCUCUCCUGCCUGGCUGCCUGACUUGCUACCCACAAUCCCCCCUCACUCUAGCUAAGUAAUGGAACUCUUUUUAUUUUUUGUCUGAAGUACCCUGUCUGUGAAUUCUGGGGUUACUGACUUUUCUUUUUAAUUGGAGUCUCAAAACCAACUCUCUUAUGGUGUUAUAUCCCUGUAUGCCAUUAAAAAGAAGCUUGUUCUAGAAUCCUGUAUUUGUGAAUUGAUGUUUGUGACAGUCUGUGGGUUUUGAGCAGCCAUAUCUGAAUGCAGUGCCUGCAAUGAGGUCACCAGACCUGCUGUUGUCAGCCUUCAGAGUCCUUGGGUUUGAAAACGGUGGUGUUAUUUUCAUGGGAACCGAGAGAGAAGUGGAUGCUGUUUUGAAAUCCAAAUUGAAAGGCAGGUUUGGGAAGUUGACUAGAGAGUUGGAGGAACUGGGACUGCGUGGACAAGAGAAUCAACCAAAGAGGCAACCGUUUGGCCGUGGACAGAGAGGGUACCGAGGGCUUCCGCUGCUGCUAUUUUGAUAUUUUUGCAAAGGAAAAUAAUCAAACCAAAGAGUAUUCAGUCAUAUGUACAUUAAAUGAAGAUACAGUGGAGAGUGGGGCUGACCUCCGAGAAGGUUCCCCCCCAACACACAGAGCUGCCACUUAAAGAAAGACUUAAGGUAUUUGCAAAGAGGGUGGGCAAGGGGGCAGGAACGAGGGAGGGACAUCUUUCAACUUCUUUCUGAAAUAGAGAAAAAAAAAAUAACAUUUCUGGUGCACAGGUUUGUUUGUUGUUUGUUUUUUUCAAGAAAAUUUUGCAGAAGCUAUGUUUUUAAAAGUGUACAUUUUAUAAAGUUUAUCAGAUAUUUUCAUAUUUAAAGCCAAAUGUAAAUAGAAGUCUGUAAAGGGAAAAAUAUUGCCAUAGAAAGUCUGAUUUCAGUGCAGCAAUUUCUGAGAGCUAGUACCUAUAUGCUACCGGUUAGCAUGGUUUUAGCAAGUAUCUACCAGCCUUAUAAGGUUUGUAUUGCUACGUUCUUCGGUUAUUUAUUUCAGCAUGGGCUGCCCAUUUGAAAGCUUUUUUCUAGUUAUUAGUAUUUUAACAGUUACAAGCUUUAAGUGGCAUUUUAUUUUAUUGUAUUUUAUUUUAUUUUAUUUUAUUUUAUUUUUGGUCAAGAGCCAAGACACAGGUAAUGCACCACAUUGUUUUGCUGCAUUUUACCUUCAAAACAUUUGUCCUUACUGCCCGGGUCUCCUUCAUUCAUGCACACAUGUCACUAGAAUGCAGGUGGAAGAGACUCUGUGAACGUCCGGGGUCUAUUCUUGGACGCGUGUUGCUUCUUUAUUGUAAGCGAACCCUCGUUGAAUUCACGUAGGACUUACUCCCUUUUAAAGAAGUCAUUGCCCCUGUCUGGCUGGGCAUCAUAUUUUUGGAAGGAGGCAUAGAUUCUCAGUUAUCCUAUUUUUAAAUAAAAUGUAGACAAAGUGAAUCUAUUUUGAUUAUGGAGAAAGGCAUAGUUUUCUACCCCUCUAAGCAUAUACUUGAAUCAGACAUUUCAAAGAUGUCACAUUAUAGCACUGUAGUCCUUUCCAAAUUCCUGGAGAAAGUUUUCACCUUAAAAAAAAUUCUCCCAAGGCGUUAUUUCUCCCUUUGCUUCCUUUCUUCCCUACAAACUCCCAUCCCAAACCUUGAUGUUUAUUUCAUGAGCUGUACCCAACCCUCCCUCCCCCGCCCCAAAUUGUGUUACCCUUGAAAAUAACAAAUGUCAGUUCAUAUUGUAUGAUAAGCCCCUUGGUAAAGGCAAGAAACGUGUCCUGACUAGUAGAGUGGGUUCUUUUUCACUCUGUGUACUAACGUUAAGGUGGGGAAACAAGUGUUGCAUUCCCAUCCCCUCACUCCCAACUAGAAUCUCUUUUCUAGUGACAUUGGGUUCAGCUCUGCCCUCCGGCGAGUUGCACAAGCCGGGCCUCAGACAAUCAUGAUAGUUCCUAUUUUCCCGUUUGCCGUCCUUUUGUACCUAAAGUCUUCCUAUUGUACUGCACAAACCAUGGAUUGUACAUAUUUUUAUAUAUUAUGUCUUAUUUUAUUAUUUCUAAAUAAAAACGUAAAUGUUGAACACAAA
This is a messenger RNA of Myotis myotis, 5459 nucleotides long. RefSeq names its product potassium inwardly rectifying channel subfamily J member 2 (gene KCNJ2). Gene Ontology annotation, molecular function: inward rectifier potassium channel activity. Gene Ontology annotation, biological process: potassium ion import across plasma membrane; regulation of monoatomic ion transmembrane transport. The coding region runs from base 211 to 1575 and encodes 454 amino acids. The transcript is spliced from 3 exons. The record is from RefSeq and is a predicted model, not a curated record. Gene Ontology annotation, cellular component: plasma membrane. Lineage: Eukaryota; Metazoa; Chordata; Mammalia; Chiroptera; Vespertilionidae.